AUGUCGUCAUCUCCAACCAGACGAGAAAGGGUUCACCUUGACGGCCGCACCCUCGAAGGAGGAGGUCAAUUAGUGCGCAUCGCGCUGGCCCUGUCCACCAUCACCGGCCAACCCAUCACAAUCGACCACAUCCGCGGCAACCGCACCGGCAAGAAGGGUCUCAAAGCAUCCCACCUGGCUGCCAUUAAAUAUCUCGCAGAUGUCAGCGGGAGUGCCGUCUCAGGCGCCGAGGUGGGAUCCUCUUCAUUGACAUAUCAUCCCCUGCCAGAUGCAGAGACCUGCGUCCGGCAAAACCGAGAUAUAAACAUCCAGCUUCCAACGGCUGGGGCUAUAUCACUGGUCUUUCAGGCUUUGUAUCCGUAUCUUCUUCAUGGGAACUGUAUAAGCGACGAAGAACCACAACCACAGCCCGUCCGUGUGAAAAUCACAGGAGGCACGAAUGUAUCGUUUUCGCCGUCGUAUGAUUACAUCUCGCAGGUCCUGGUGCCGAAUUUCGCGAGGGUCGGGCUUCCACCGCUCGCGGUUCGCCUGGAGAAAAGAGGAUGGGCCACUGGGCCCUUUAGUCUAGGGAAGGUGACGUUCGUUAUUCACCCGAUGGACAGAAAUCAAGAGUCUCCGUAUGGGUUUCCACCAGUUGAUCUAGACAGAUGCCUACGGGGCAAGAUCACACAAAUCGAUAUCACGGUUUUGGCACCGGAUACACUCCUAUUCGGAGGACCUGAUCAGCUUAAAGAUCGAAGGAAGGAAAAUUCACGGACAUCGAAGGAUACAUCUCAGUCUAUGACUAUCCGCCAAUUCAUCGAGUAUGAAACGAUGCGGAUGCUGCGCAGUCGACUCCAAAGGAUACCAUCAUCGAUAGUCAAACGAGGAAGCGCAGAUUCUCCAGAAGCCAUACCUAUCAAUCUACACACCUCAGAAAGAACGCACCACCGCUCACAUAUUCACAUUCUCAUUGUGGCACAUACAUCGUAUGGGUUCAAGCUCGGUCGAGAGGCGCUUUACGGCGCUCACAGGGAGGAUUCUCAGAGAAAGACAGGUGGUAGAAGGGGCCGACCAACAGACGAUAGGGGUAUAGCUACGGAACUGAUAGAUAGAUGCGUUGAUGACUUUGUGAGUGAGUUGUAUGACCCAGGACGGCAGAGUACAUCUGAAGGACGUCAGCCUUGCGUGGACGAGUAUAUGCGAGACCAGCUGGUUAUAUUCGAGGCGCUCGGGAAGUCUACGUCCAAGUGUGAAGCCAAUGGCAAGGGAAAAGAGGACGAGAGGUAUUAUAGUCUCCAUACGCAGACAGCACGGUGGGUAUGCGAGCAGAUGUUGGAUGUGGAGUGGUAG
Molecule: messenger RNA, 1332 nt
Organism: Aspergillus novofumigatus IBT 16806
Lineage: Eukaryota; Fungi; Ascomycota; Eurotiomycetes; Eurotiales; Aspergillaceae
Product: putative RNA 3'-terminal phosphate cyclase
Exons: 1
Coding region: 1-1332 (443 amino acids)
Biological process (GO): RNA processing
Cellular component (GO): nucleus
Molecular function (GO): RNA-3'-phosphate cyclase activity
Source: RefSeq, a predicted model, not a curated record